This is a messenger RNA of Trichechus manatus latirostris (Florida manatee), 455 nucleotides long. RefSeq names its product membrane-spanning 4-domains subfamily A member 4A-like. The transcript has 3 exons. The coding region runs from base 15 to 344 and encodes 109 amino acids. Gene Ontology annotation, cellular component: plasma membrane; Golgi apparatus. Lineage: Eukaryota; Metazoa; Chordata; Mammalia; Sirenia; Trichechidae. The record is from RefSeq and is a predicted model, not a curated record.
GCUUGGGAAUAAUAAUGAUGUGUGUCUCUUUGCCAUUUAGUGUACUAAAUCCCAUUUCAGUAUACCCUGGGUACCCAGUGUGGGGGUCAGUGAUGUUUAUUGUUUCAGGGUCCUUGUCAACUGCAGCAGGAAAUAGAACUACACGAGGUCUGGUGCAAGGUAGCCUAGGAUUGAAUAUCACCAGCUCAGUCGUGGCUGCCAUAGGGAUCAUACUCACUGCUUUGAGCCUGACUAUUUUUUCAUCCAGCCACCUUUAUUGUGACUCUAAUCGGAUGCCAGAAAACUGUGCCAUGAUCUGGUCCAUGUUAAUAGUGAGUUCUUCCUCUUUUCAUGAAGUACUGUAAUGGAAGCAGGUCACAGGAGCCCUGGUUCUGGCAGAAGUAACAAUCAGCAUUCUUUACUUGCUUGAUCACUAUGGGAACUUUGAGAAAUAGGGCAAUGUGUUAUUUAGGAGU